UCAAACCGGCCCGGAAACGCGUCGUCGGAAGUGGCAUUUGACACCGAAAUCAAGAUGGCGGCGCGCAUGUAUUAAAGAGGACAGAGCGGGCACAGGAUGAGAGGGGUAUCAGCUAUGUGCCUGGCACAGCUUCAUGGCAAAGUCACAGGGCAACUUAUCGCCUGUCGGGUUCUGCAGAUAUGCAGGAGACACCCUGACCGCUGGCCUUUAUUUCAUCCACCCAGAUGUAAGUAUGUGACACAGCACAUAACCUUAAACCAAAGAGUCAAGCCGAAACCAGAGACAGUAGAAAGCUCUGUCCAAGAGGAGACAAUUGUACAAGAAGUAAAAGCCAUAUCCACAACUUUCCCUUUACCUACCCCUGAAUCAUACAAAAAUGCAACUACUCAGGGACCCCCAGCUGAUCACAAGCUACCGCCCUCAGCCAAUGAGGAACGGGGCUGGAGGGAAAUGAAAGUCGAAAUAUCUACCCUACCAGGUGUUUUGGCACGGCUCUCAAAAAUCAGGCUUACAGCCCUAGUGGUGAUAACUGCAUCAGCUGGGUAUGCCAUGGCUCCCGUGUCCUUUGACCCAACUUGUUUCCUGAUUGCAUCAGUCGGAACCGGUCUGGCUUCCUGUGCUGCCAACUCCAUCAACCAGUUCUUCGAGGUGCCAUUCGAUUCCAACAUGAACAGGACAAAGAACCGGCCCCUGGUGCGAGGACAGAUAAGCCCACUGAUGGCCGUCUCCUUUGCCGCGGCCUGCGCUAUCGCAGGGAUCUCCUUGCUGACAUUUGCCGUUAACCCUCUGACGGGGGCCCUGGGGGCCUUUAAUAUCUUCCUGUAUACCUGCUGUUACACGCCCAUGAAACGGCUCAGCAUUGCCAAUACGUGGGUGGGUGCUGUGGUGGGCGCCCUUCCGCCAGUCAUGGGCUGGACAGCAGCUACUGGGAGCCUGGAUGCAGGAGCUUUGCUGUUGGGCGGCAUUCUCUACUCCUGGCAGUUUCCCCACUUUAACGCAUUAAGUUGGAAUCUACGUGAAGACUAUUCCCGAGGGGGUUACAGAAUGAUGUCUGUCACCCAUCCACUCAUGUGCCGCCAAGUGGCGUUGCGUCAUUGUCUGGCUCUCAUUGGCCUGUCCACCCUAGCUCCUGCUUUAGAUGUGACCACGUGGACCUUUCCAGUCAUAUCGCUUCCCAUUAACUUUUACAUCUCUUACCUGGGCUACCGAUUCUACAAGGACGCGGACCGUUCCAGCUCCAGGAAGCUGUUCUUCUGUAGCUUGUGGCACCUGCCCAUGCUUUUGCUCCUCAUGUUCACCUGCAAAAAGUCUGUGGUUGGCAAGAAAGAGAAGGACGCCAUCUUGGAACCAAGCUGAACUGUUACUGGUUAACUAUGAAGAACCUGCUGCAGGAGGAUUAUUAUGGGUGACAAUCUUCCAACCACUAUCUCAGCCAAUCAUACCCACAAAGGGUUCCAAGUUUUGUAUUUUGCACUGAUACCAGUUUUAUUUGCCCCAAGCAACAGGGGCAUCCAGGAAAGUCAUAUUUUAAGGUAGAAAGCAUCAGAAAAUGAAACCUCAGCCUGACCAAUGAAUUGUAUUUUUCUCUUGUGUUAAUAGGUGUUGGAAGGUAUGGGGCAUUGCUUGCUCCUUUAGCCUACUUUGGAUCACAUAUUUAUUUUAAAUAUCAUGUAUAUGUCACUGAGGCUAAUGCUGCCAUCCAAAGAUUGUUAUUGCCCCCAGUUUGCCCAGUGUUUUUAACGUCCAUAAUAAAGACAAUCUUCAUAAAUUAUCUAAGUCCAGGUGGACAGGGGUGCCCACGGACUGCUUUGGUCAAGAUACUCAUAUCAAAAUGUGAUAUUAGAGAGACUAGGGGUUGCUGGGAGUCCCCAGGAAACUAGAGCUUACUCCCAGCUAGGCUGGUUGUGAUAGGCUGCAUCCAUAUAUUGCCACCUGCUGCCAGUAGCAUGCAUUGUUUGACCAGUCUCCAACACUUGGUUAUGGUCAGUAGCACAGGCUGAGAGGUUGGGGUUCUCCUGUGUACUAGAGUGUCCACUAGCUCACAAACUUGCAUCUCUUGCCACAAAUAAAAGUGAUUUUCCCUGUGAAUGAACAAACACACUCCAUUUUUAAUUGCCCAAAAGUCCCAUAUUCUCUUGCUGACUCUGGGAAUCCCCUCAGAACCAGAAUACUGUAAUAUCUGCAAACUGUCCGCUCUGUCACUGCUGCUUCUUCCAAUAAAAACUGAAAAUCAA
Messenger RNA from Xenopus laevis (African clawed frog), 2234 nucleotides. It is a transcript of the gene cox10.L, whose product is annotated as cytochrome c oxidase assembly factor heme A:farnesyltransferase COX10 L homeolog. Lineage: Eukaryota; Metazoa; Chordata; Amphibia; Anura; Pipidae. Gene Ontology annotation, molecular function: prenyltransferase activity; protoheme IX farnesyltransferase activity; transferase activity, transferring alkyl or aryl (other than methyl) groups. Gene Ontology annotation, cellular component: membrane; mitochondrial membrane; mitochondrion. The record is from RefSeq and is marked provisional. Gene Ontology annotation, biological process: heme A biosynthetic process; cytochrome complex assembly; heme biosynthetic process.